This is a messenger RNA of Microdochium trichocladiopsis, 1491 nucleotides long. Its product is annotated as major facilitator superfamily domain-containing protein. Bases 1 to 1491 code for a protein of 496 amino acids. Lineage: Eukaryota; Fungi; Ascomycota; Sordariomycetes; Xylariales; Microdochiaceae. Gene Ontology annotation, biological process: transmembrane transport. Gene Ontology annotation, molecular function: transmembrane transporter activity. The transcript has 6 exons. Gene Ontology annotation, cellular component: membrane. The record is from RefSeq and is a predicted model, not a curated record.
AUGAACGUCGGCAUUGUCAAAGACGAGUGCACCAAGACUGGAUCGCAGCUCGAGGAGGCUGUGAAGAACACCAAGAUUGACCACCAUGAAUAUGCCCGCAUUUUGGCCGAAUUCAAUUUGACUCCAGAGGAACAGCACCGUAUCAUUCGCAAGGUUGAUCGCCGAGUAGUGGUUACCCUCGGCGUCCUCUUCUGUGUCAGCCUCAUUGAUCGGGUCAACUUAGGAUCGGCCAACAUCGCUGGCAUGGGCCAGGAUCUGGAGUUGACAGGAGAUCGAUACGCCAUCGUUACACUCGUGUUUUUUAUUACGUACACGCUGGGACAACAGCCAUCGACGAUCAUUUUGCGAGAAAUAGGCCCCCGCAAGUUCAUCACGAUGAUUGUGAUCCUUUGGGGAGCAGUCACUCUCGGAAUUGGCUUCACAACGCACUGGGAGCAGCUGGCCGGAAUCCGGGUCAUUCUGGGUCUCUUUGAGUCUGGCCUUUUCCCGGGCUCGGUUUACCUGCUCAGUACCUGGUACACCAGAUACGAGGUAGGGGUAAGGUACUCUGUCUUCUAUACAGUAGGCACUGUGGCGUCUGCCUUUUCGGGUAUUCUCGCGUACGGCCUCACUCAGAUGAAUGGCCUCGCGAACCUGGCCGGCUGGCGGUGGAUCUUCAUCAUCGAGGGCCUGGCCACGUGCUUGUUGGGCUCUGUGGCAUACCUGCUGCUUGUCGAAUUCCCCGAAUCAAAGACCGACUCAUGGAGCUUCUUGGACCAGCGGUCGCGGGACUGGAUUAUGGCGCGAGUGAACGCAGACCGUGGUGAUGCUGUUGCCCAGCCAUUCCACUUACGCAAGUUCUUCUCCCCGGCCUCGGACUGGAAGAUCUGGGCUACUGGCAUUCUACUCUGCAACCUCACGACCUUGAAUUAUGCCCUAGCCUUCUUCCUCCCCAUCAUUUUAACAACAAACAUGGGAUUCAGCGUCGCUGCCGCGCAGUGUCUCACUGCCCCACCAUACAUCGCCGCCGCCUUCUUGAUGUAUGGCUCCGCCCAUUACAGCGACAAGCUUCGGCUGCGCGCACCCUUCCUUAUCCUCAACAUGCUCAUUGCACUCGUCGGGCUUCCUAUCAUGGGUUUUGCAAGCAGCGCUGCGGUCCGAUACUUUGGCGUCUUUCUCGUCACUAUGGGAACCUUGUCAACGACCCCGCUGGUGUUUGCCUACCAGGCUAACAAUAUCCGCGGCCACUGGAAACGAGCUUUCUGCAGUAGCACUACGCUCGCAUUUGGAGGCAUCGGCGGCAUCAUCGGUGGGGUCGUUUUUAGACCCCAAGAUGCGCCAUACUUCCGGACCGGCUUGAUCAUCUGCAUGGCUCUCCUUGGCUUGAACUUGAUCAUAGUUGUCUGCCUGACUGCCGCCUACCGGACCCUUAACGGAAAAGCCGACCGCGGGGACAUGAUGCUCGAGAAUUACGAUGGCGAGUCUCCACCUGAUUUCCGCUACACGUACUAA